Molecule: messenger RNA, 2696 nt
Organism: Equus quagga
Lineage: Eukaryota; Metazoa; Chordata; Mammalia; Perissodactyla; Equidae
Gene: DEPDC7
Product: DEP domain containing 7
Exons: 10
Coding region: 1-1545 (514 amino acids)
Biological process (GO): intracellular signal transduction
Source: RefSeq, a predicted model, not a curated record
AUGACCCUGGCGCCGGGGGCUGGGCGCGGGCCGUCGUGGGUGGAUUUGAACCCGAGGAGAAGCCCUGGGUCCUGCACCCGAGGUUUCAGUGUGGCCCAGAAGCCCUUUGGAGCCACAUAUGUAUGGAGCAGCAUCAUAAACACUCUGCAGACACAAGUGGAGGUGAAGAGACGAAGGCACCAUUUGAAGAGACACAAUGACUGCUUCGUUGGCUCAGAAGCUGUGGAUGUCAUCUUUUCUCACCUAACUCAGAAUAAAUACUUUGGUGAUGUAGACAUUCCUCGGGCCAAAGUGGUGCGCGUGUGUCAGGCACUUAUGGACUACAGAGUAUUUGAAGCCGUUCCGACCAGAGUCUUUGGAAAAGACAAAAAACCCACAUUUGAAGACAGUAGUUGCAGCCUUUAUAGAUUCACAACGAUCGCUAACCAAGACAGUCAGUUAGGCAAAGAGAACGCACUGUGCUCACCCUCCAGGUAUGCAGAUCCAUUAUGUAAGUCAUCGGAUAUCAAAUCAGCGAGCUUGGAGGAUCUGUGGGAAAACCUGAGUCUAAAGCCGGCCUGCUCGCCUCAGGUCAGCGUGUCUGCGGCCCUGUCUCCCCGCGUUAUUAAUGAAGUAUGGCAAGAGGAAACAGUUGGGCGUCUGCUACAACUUAUAGACCUUCCAUUUCUUGACUCCUUACUCAAACCGCAAGAGGUUAUCCCCCAAGUCCCACAGCCCAUGGGGCAGCCUGAUUUGGUCAACAACAGUAACUGUCUGGACCGGCAGAUUCUCAAGGCUUAUGGUGACUCUCAGGAAGAUGAGUGGCUCUCUGCAGCAAUCGACUGUCUGGAAUACCUUCCAGACCAGACGGUGGUGAACAUAAGCAGAAAUUUUCCUGAGCAACCCAACAGCACAGACCUUGUGAAAGAACUUCUGUUUGAGGCCAUCGGCAGACACUACAGCAGGAGGGAGCCUCUGUUACGUCACUUAUGCGACGUUCACAAUGGAAUCGCAGAACUCUUGGUGAAUGGGAAGACUGAAAUAGCCUUAGAAGCUACUCAGCUCUUUCUAAAGCUUUUGGAUUCCCAAAAUAGAGAAGAAUUCAGAAGACUGCUGUAUUUCAUGGCUGUGGCAGCACACCCUUCUGAAUUUAAAUUACGUAAAGAAAGCGACAACCGAAUGGUUGUGAAAAGGAUAUUCUCAAAAGCUAUUGUUGACAACAAAAAUUUAUCCAAAGGCAAAACUGAUCUUCUGGUACUGUUUUUAAUGGAUCAUCAAAAAGAUGUUUUUAAGAUUCCUGGAACACUACAUAAAAUUGUCAGUAUUAAGCUCAUGGCCAUUCAGAAGGGAAGAGAUCCAAAUAGAGACACAGGAUAUAUUUAUUGCCAGAGAAUUGAUCAAAGUGAUUAUUCAGACCACACACGGAAGACAACCAAGGAUGAGCUUCUGAAUUUACUAAAAACGAUUGAUGAAGAUUCAAAACUGUCUGCCAAAGAGAAGAAAAAAUUGCUAGGUCAGUUCUAUAAGUGUCACCCAGAUAUCUUUAUUGAAUAUUUUGGAAACUGAGUUUCUAAUGUCUGUAUAUAACUUGUGUAUUUUAAGAAUAAAUUAUGUAUCCUGAAGGUCCAAAUCACAUUUUUAAUCUUAGAUGUUCUUCUAAAGAUGAAAUUGUACUUAAUAAACUUUUUUUGUAUAACCUUUCGUGUCUGAAACUGAGUAUUAGCUGGUGUAUUGCUGUUAAGUAUUGACCUCUCUUUGGUGAGCUGAUUCAUCAUUAUUGUGCACAAUACUUUACAGAACAUCAUAAGAAUUUAAAUGAUAGGCAUUGCAGUGUUUACAUAAAAAGGUAUUAAACAGGAAGGCUGUAAUUACAAGUUAAUAGGAGUGUGGUUUGUACCUUGAAAGGUACUCCUUAAAGAUAAAAGAUAGAAAUGUAGGCUCUUUUGAUAAAGUAAACUACAGACAAGUCAGAAAUUGAACUAUCCUAAUGCUUUUGAAAACUUUAACAUCUUUUAAAGCUUAUUGUGGACAAUUUCAAACAUACAUACAAAUGGAGAGAAUAGAAUAAUAAACUCCCAUGUGCUCAUCAUCCAGUUUCAGCAGUUGUCAACUCAUGGCCAAUCUUGUCUAUUUAAUCGAUAUCCCCACCCAUUCCUUGCUACCACUCCAGCAAAUUUCAGACUCAUAUCACUUCAUCUAUAAAAUGUCAGUAUCUAUGGCAAAAAGAUAAGGACAUUAAAAACAUAAUCACACACAAACCCACAAUUCCUUAAAUAUCAUCAAAUAUGCAGUCAGUGUUCAAAUUUUCUGAUCUCAAAUGCUUUUGACAGUUUAUUCAAAUAGGGAUCCAAAUAAGGUCCAUAAAUUUCAAUUGGUUAGUGUGCUUCCUAAGUCUCUCUUAAUCGAUAAGUUCUUCUCUUUAUCCUCUAUCCACUCUCCUCCUCUUCCUUCUGUCUCUCUCUCUGUUGUUGAAUAAACCUGGUCAUUUGUUCUUGAGUUUCCUGGAGUCUAGAUUUUGCUGAUUGCAAGCCUGUGCUGUCCUUUAUCAUGUUCCCCUGUGUCCUGUAUUUCUUGUAAAUUGGUAAUUAGAUCUAAAGUCUUCAACAACUUUUUAUCCAAGUUAAUGAUUAUUUUGGAACUACUGCACUGUCAAGAUGUAUUUGGUAAAUAAACAAGCAAUAUAAUACAAUUUGAAAUUGUUCAUCCUUACAAUAAUA